AAGGGGCCGGUGCUACCGGAAGGAGGAACACAGCUGGCAGGGAGAGGCUAAAGAGGAGCCCGAAGAGUGCCAAGGCAGAGGGCUCCAGUCCUGUGCCGGCAGAGACCUCACUGUGCUCGGAGCAGGGGACGAUGACAGACGUGAAGGUGAAGACGGAGCUUCCUGAUGACUACAUCCAGGAGGUGAUCUGGCAGGACGACGCCAAAGAGUCCAAGAAGAACGUCAAGGACGGAUCUGGGGAUGUGCCGGCUGAGAUCUGUGUGGUGAUUGGGGGUGUCCGGAACCAACAGACCCUUGGGUCCUACGAGUGUGGAAUAUGUGGGAAGAAAUACAAAUAUUAUAAUUGUUUCCAGACCCAUGUGCGAGCACAUCGAGACACUGAAGCAGCCUCAGGUGAAGGAGCAUCCCAGGGCAACAACUUUAGGUACACAUGUGAUAUCUGUGGGAAGAAAUAUAAAUAUUACAGCUGUUUUCAGGAGCAUCGAGACCUGCAUGCUGUGGAUGUGUUUAGUGUCGAAGGAGCCCCAGAAAAUCGGGCAGACCCUUUUGAACAAUCUGUCGUGGCUACAGAUGAAGUAAAAGAGGAACCUCCAGAGCCAUUCCAGAAAAUUGGGCCAAAAACUGGUAAUUACACCUGUGAAUUUUGUGGCAAGCAGUAUAAGUACUACACCCCUUACCAAGAGCACGUGGCCCUUCAUGCCCCCAUCAGUACCUCCGCUGGGUGGGAGCCGUCUGAGGAGCCCGACACUAGUUCUGAGUGUUCACAUCCAGAGUUCUCUCGAUCUCCACUCUUCAUGGCAGUGAAGACACAGGCGAGCCAGUCGGGCAAAAAAACACCAGCUUCCAUAGUCCGGUGCUCCACCCUUCUACAACGCACCUCCUCUGGUGCCCCUCCAGCCUCCCAAACCCAGAUGUUCCGUGCUCCAAAUUCCGGAUCCCCAGGAAGCAAGGCAACCACAGAAAGCGCCUUCAGUAGGAGAGUCGAGAGCAAAGCACAAAACAACUUUGAAGAAACAAACAGCAGUUCUCAAAACUCAAGUGAAGCUGCAAGCCCCCUGAUUUCCAACCCAUUCCCGCUCUUGCAGAAACCUUACACCUGUGGCGCUUGUGGGAUCCAGUUCCAGUUUUAUAACAAUCUCCUGGAGCACAUGCAGUCCCAUGCAGCUGACAACGAGAACAACAUCGCCUUCAACCAGCCCCGGUCACCUCCAGCCGUUGUGGAAGAGAAGUGGAAACCACAGUCCCAAAGGAACAGCACCAACAACACAUCGGUGAGCAGUUCAGCACCCAACAGCACCAUCCCAGAGAAGGAGCGGCAGAACAUCGCAGAGCGGCUGUUACGCGUAAUGUGCGCAGACUUGGGCACGCUGAGUGUGGUAAGCGGGAAGGAGUUCCUCAAACUGGCACAGACCCUGGUGGACAGCGGUGCCCGCUACGGCGCCUUCUCGGUUACCGAGAUCCUCGGCAACUUCAACACUCUGGCCUUGAAACACUUGCCUCGGAUGUACAAUCAGGUGAAGGUGAAGGUCACCUGUGCCCUGGGCAGCAAUGCCUGCCUGGGCAUUGGCGUGACCUGCCACUCUCAGAGCAUCGGCCCCGACUCCUGCUACAUCCUGACGGCCUACCAGGCUGAGGGCAACCACAUCAAGAGCUACGUCUUGGGCAUCAAGGGUGUGGACAUCCGGGACAGUGGCGACUUCAUCCACCACUGGGUCCAGAACGUGCUGUCCGAGUUUGUGAUGUCUGAAAUCAGGACAGUCUACGUGACAGACUGCAGGGUGAAUUCAUCUGCCUUCUCCAAGGCUGGCAUGUGCCUUCGCUGCUCAGCCUGUGCCUUGAACUCAGUGGUGCAGAGCGUGUUGAACAAGCGGACGCUGCAGGCCCGCAACAUGCACGAGGUUAUUGAGCUGCUGAAUGUCUGUGAAGACCUGGCGGGCUCCACAGGCCUCUCGAAGGAGACCUUCGGCUCCCUGGAGGAGACCUCUCCCCCACCCUGCUGGAACUCGGUGACAGACUCUCUGCUGCUGGUGCACGAGCGCUACGAACAGAUCUGCGAGUUCUACAGCCGUGCCAAAAAGAUGAACCUCAUCCAGAACCUGAACAAGCACCUCCUGAGCAACCUGGCCGCCAUCUUGGCCCCCGUGAAGCAGGCGGUGAUCGAGCUGAGCCAUGAGAGCCGGCCCACCCUGCAGCUGGUGUUGCCCACCUACGUCAAGCUGGAGAAGCUCUUCACGUCCAAGGCCAAUGACGCCGGGGUCGUCAGCAAGCUCUGCCACCUCUUUCUGGAGGCCCUGAAGGAAAACUUCAAGGUGCAUUCAGCCCACAAAGUUGCCAUGAUCCUGGACCCCCAGCAGAAGCUGCGACCCGUCCCACCCUACCAGCACGAGGAGAUCAUCGGCAAAGUGUGUGAGCUCAUCAAUGAGGUGAAGGAGUCUUGGACUGAGGAAGCGGACUUUGAGCCUUCCACCAAGAAGCCACGGGCCACCAGCGAAGCCGCCACAGCUCAGGAAGACGACCGGUUUGGGAAAAACGAAGUUUAUGAUUAUUUGCAGGAACCUCUCUUCCAGUCCACUCCUGACCUCUUUCAGUACUGGUCUUGUGUUACCCAAAAGCAUACAAAACUGGCCAAACUGGCCUUUUGGCUCCUCGCGGUGCCCGCCGUAGGGGCCAGGAGUGAGUGUGUAAAUAUGUGUGAGCAAGCACUUCUCAUUAAAAGGAGACGACUUCUUAGUCCCGAAGACAUGAACAAACUCAUGUUUUUGAAGUCCAACAUGCUUUAAAACUGUCUUUUAGUUUAAAAUAAUAAUUAAUUAUAAUAAUAACUAUAAAACACUGUCGCAAUCAA
Trichosurus vulpecula (common brushtail) is the source of this 2845-nucleotide messenger RNA. RefSeq names its product zinc finger protein 618 (gene ZNF618). Lineage: Eukaryota; Metazoa; Chordata; Mammalia; Diprotodontia; Phalangeridae. Bases 132 to 2780 code for a protein of 882 amino acids. Gene Ontology annotation, molecular function: protein dimerization activity. The record is from RefSeq and is a predicted model, not a curated record. The transcript has 14 exons.